Messenger RNA from Protopolystoma xenopodis, 951 nucleotides. The record is from the annotation of a GenBank genome assembly. Lineage: Eukaryota; Metazoa; Platyhelminthes; Monogenea; Polystomatidea; Polystomatidae.
AUUAGCCCAUUCGCAAACAACUCCAUCAAUCUUAAUAUCCAGAUUUCCUGUCUUCGUUUCGUUGGACCUCAACAACAGGGCGCCAGAUUUAUCCAUCAUCCUCCUUCUCUAAUGGCUUCCAGUCUUGCCAAUUUUCAGCAUGCCCAGGCUGCCAGUAGGGAUUAUAUUUCCCAACCCCGCAUUAUGUACAAGACUGUGUCAGGUGUGAAUGGUCCUCUUGUCAUACUGGAUCAGAUCCGGUUUCCUAAAUAUGCUGAAAUAGUGCACUUGACAUUGGCUGAUGGAUCGACUCGGAGCGGUCAAGUCUUAGAAAUCAGUGGCAGUAAAGCUGUCGUCCAAGUAUUCGAAGGGACUAGUGGAAUUGAUGCCAAACACACAACGUGCGAAUUUACUGGUGAUAUCCUUCGUACUCCCGUCUCUGAGGAUAUGUUAGGGCGAAUUUUUAAUGGGUCUGGAAAGCCAAAGGAUGGUGGCCCUUCUAUUAUGGCUGAGGAUUUUUUGGACAUACAGGGUCAACCUAUCAACCCAUCGUCUAGGAUCUACCCUGAAGAAAUGAUCCAGACCGGAAUUUCCAGCAUAGAUAUAAUGAAUUCAAUUGCCAGAGGCCAGAAAAUUCCAAUAUUCUCCGCAUCUGGCCUUCCGCAUAAUGAAAUUGCUGCUCAGAUCUGUCGGCAGGCUGGCUUGGUUAAACUUCCCAAUAAAUCCGUCUUGGACUCUGACACGGAUAACUUUGCUAUAGUUUUUGCUGCUAUGGGCGUAAAUAUGGAAACCGCAAGAUUUUUUAUGCAAGACUUUAAAGAAAAUGGCUCAAUGGAAAAUGUUUGCCUAUUUCUUAAUUUGGCAAACGAUCCCACGAUAGAGAGAAUUAUCACGCCCAGAAUAGCCUUGACGACGGCCGAAUACUUGGCAUAUCAAUGCGAAAAACAUGUUUUGGUGAUAUUGACGGAUAUG